AACCGUCUUUAAUCUGCAGAUUUUUCAAUUCCAUUGCUUAAAGCUAGCUUAAUCUCAGAUAAUGUAUCAAUAACGCAUAUAGAGUUGGCUAUUAUCUAGUGACAUGUGUAAAGUUUUCUAAUUAUAAGGCUACAGCUACCUGAAGAUGUGAAACUAGGGCCAGCUGCAUACAGAGCAGCACGGAAGAGAAACCACUCAACGUUUGACAAAGACUUUGUGUUUUAUACUUUACUAAUCAACCGUUAAAAUAAUACUGAAUCCAGCUGUCGAUCCAUGAGGAAACGUAUGCUAAUAUCUAUAUGGCCACUAAGCCCUUUAGCCCGGAGCAGUCGCAGCGGAUCCUGCGCUCUCUGCGCACUCCAGCAGUGUUUCUGGGCAUGACCGACGACUGGCCAGCCAGCGGCUGGACUCUGGACCGGCUGGCACGCUGUGUGGGAGAGAAGUCCACGUGUUUUCGCCUCGGACCACGGCGCAGGGAGAAGGGUCCUCUCUUUGAGACAGAGUGCUCGUAUAUUGACGCAACCCUUGCCGAGUUUCUUCGCUGGACCGGCGGAUGCAGGGACUCCUCUGUAGGCCUGUUUGCCAACUUCCCCCUUUCAGAGCACUGGGCUUACGCGGACUACAAGUAUGUCGCCGUGUUCUUUCAGGAAAUGCCCACCAUGUUUAAGGAUGUGGUGUGGUCGGACUUCGGCUGUCCAGGCCGGGAUGGCCGGGAGAGCACCCUCUGGAUCGGCACGGGCGGUGCCAACACCCCAUGUCACAUGGACUCCUACGGUUGCAAUCUUGUUUUCCAAGUCCAAGGCAGGAAGCGGUGGCAUCUUUUCCCCCCUGACGAUGCUAAACACCUCUACCCAACGCGUAUACCGUACGAGGAGUCCAGCGUGUUCAGUCGGGUCAGCGUGGUCCAGCCUGAUCUGGGCCGGUUCCCGGCUUUUCGACGAGCCAGGGCCCACUGUGUCACUCUGCACCCAGGCCAGGUGCUGUUUGUCCCUAGACACUGGUGGCACUACGUGGAGUCCAUUGACCCGGUAACCGUCAGCGUGAACUCUUGGAUUGAGGUGGCAGCGGAUGAUGAGGCUAGGGUAGGAGAGGCUCUGUCCAAGGUCAUCAUCAGUGCACUGAAGACCACUCCUAGCAUCGACAACGAGGACAACUGGCUCAACCCUACCGAGGAAGAGGUCACGUCGCACGACCAGAACAUGCGGUACCUGAACCUGGCCGUGAGGGCCUGUGCGGAGCAUCAGGGCACGUCUGCGGAAGCACGGGCUGACCCAGCCGCCCGCAAGCGGGACUCCGGCGGCCAUGCGAAGGGCCUGGGUGCUCAGCUGGAGCCUUCCGACCCGCCUCCCUUUGGGCCUCACCUCAUUCCGGUCACGCGCGACGCCGACCCGCCUUGGAAAGUCACGGCCUCGGACCCCAUAGAGGCUCCUGUGUCCAAAGACAAACGUUCCCGUUUCCCUCACAGUGGAACGAAGCCUGCAGCGGAACACGGCAGGGGCGGCGAGGAGCAGGGCUGCGUCUCCACCGACGACGUGCUGGACUGUCUGCUGCAUCCUGACGUCGUUGCCCUGGUUACGCAGCUUAUGUUGGACAGGCAAAGGGAGCUUGGCGCAGAUAUCUUGCCUUUUUGCACCACAUGAACUGUCGAUUAAAGUGUCUUGACUAAUAAAGCCUACCAGCUCUCAGAAAAAGAAACCACGCUCGUCUCACUUUGUCCGUUUCGUUGCUGAUAGGCGUCUUGCGCAUGGAACAGGCCGAUUGGAAUCUGAACGGUCCGGGUUGCUUCUGAGCAGUUCAGGAUGGGGUGGGAGACUGGAGUUGGUGCGUAGAUUCCCUCCUCUAUCCGUGCUGAGCUCAGCGCUCUGCUCGGCCAUAACGAGACGUCCUGCGCCAUUCUGCAUGUGUAGCGAUGCUAAGAGGUGCAGAAUUGUACCCAGCGCCGCGGAU
Electrophorus electricus (electric eel) is the source of this 1947-nucleotide messenger RNA. NCBI's taxonomy places the organism in Eukaryota, Metazoa, Chordata, Actinopteri, Gymnotiformes, Gymnotidae. The record is from RefSeq and is a predicted model, not a curated record.